Molecule: messenger RNA, 1967 nt
Organism: Rana temporaria (common frog)
Lineage: Eukaryota; Metazoa; Chordata; Amphibia; Anura; Ranidae
Gene: CHST1
Product: carbohydrate sulfotransferase 1
Exons: 2
Coding region: 476-1738 (420 amino acids)
Biological process (GO): keratan sulfate proteoglycan metabolic process; N-acetylglucosamine metabolic process; carbohydrate metabolic process
Cellular component (GO): Golgi membrane
Molecular function (GO): keratan sulfotransferase activity; N-acetylglucosamine 6-O-sulfotransferase activity
Source: RefSeq, a predicted model, not a curated record
GCUCCCAGCUCUGGAAUAUCUCAGUGCCCUGCUAAGAGGCACACAUCCAUUUCAGCAGGACUGCAGUGAGAAAGCUGCUGCUGCUGCCCUGCAUCUGUCUGCUGUCCCCCAGCCCUCCCCUCUCUGCUCACUGCCUGGCUUUUCCCUCUUCAUAAGUCACUCUGCCAUCUGCACAGGAAGCAGCGGCCAUACCCAGGGUCUCCCUGGCACUCUUGGAUGAGGGGUGGGGGGUGGGGGGGUAAUGCUACUCCCAGCAAAUUAGGCAAGGACCAGGAGGAUGGAUGGCAUCGGCGUAACAGGCUGGGGGCUGAAAUCUGAGGACGGUGGAAGGAAAGCUUAUAAGCUGCCAGGGUUUUUACUGCAGACUCACUGAGGAUCCUCUGUUCCCAUCAGCAGCAGUAUCAGCACUCUGCAGCAACACAGUGAGGAGACAAUAAUUGAACACCGUGAGAAGGCUCAAUGACGGUUUCCAGCCAUGCAAUGUUCUUGGAAGGCUGUCCUCUUACUAGCGCUGGCCUCUAUCGCUAUCCAGUACACAGCCAUCCGAACCUUUACAACCAAAUCCUUUCAUAUGUGUCCGGUUCCCAACCCGAGCAAUUGUAGCCUGGGACAAGAACCCACAGACUCUCCUGAUCGGUUAUGUGAAGAUGGCCAGCCAGUAACGUCUAACAUCUCCAGGAAAACUCAUAUCCUCAUCUUGGCCACCACCCGCAGUGGGUCCUCUUUUGUCGGUCAGCUGUUCAAUCAACAUUCGGAUGUUUUCUACUUGUUUGAACCACUCUAUCAUGUUCAAUACACGCUAAUCCCCAAAAUGACUCAGAGUAAGAGCCCUGCUGAAAGGAGAGUGAUGCUGGGAGCUAGCAGGGACCUCCUAAGAAGCCUUUAUGACUGUGACCUUUAUUUUAUGGAAAACUAUAUUAAGCCACAACCAGUAAACCACACCACAGAUAGGCUCUUCCGAAGGGGUGCAAGUAAAGCGCUGUGCUCUGUCCCAGUUUGUGAUGCCCUGGGCCCCACCGAUAUUUAUCUAGAAGAAGGAGACUGUAUUAAGAAGUGUGGGAGCCUGAAUUUGACUCUAGCAAUGGAGUCUUGUAAAGACCACGGUCAUGUGGCUAUAAAAACAGUUCGGGUUCCAGAAGUUAAUGACUUAAGAGCCUUGGUAGAGGAUCCCCGCCUUAAUUUAAAAGUGAUUCAGUUGGUGAGAGACCCACGAGGCAUACUGGCCUCCCGUAGUGAGACCUUCAGAGACACUUACAGGCUAUGGAGGAUCUGGAGGGCUACUGGUCGAAGACCUUACAAUUUAGACUCAACUCAGUUGACCACGGUUUGUGAGGACUUCUUGAACUCUGUAUCCACUGGGUUUAGCAGGCCACCAUGGCUAAAGGGGCACUACAUGCUCUUGAGGUAUGAAGACCUGGCUAGAAACCCUAUGAAGAAGAUGGAGGAAAUCUAUGAUUUUGUGGGCAUUCCUCUGGAUACCAAUGUGGAACGAUGGAUCUUGAACAAUACUAGGGGUGACCAGUCUUCUGCCAAACACAAGUACGGCACAGUAAGAAACUCUGCAGCCACAGCUGAAAGCUGGAGGCUGACCUUGUCCUAUGACAUUGUAGAGUUCACCCAGAAUGCCUGUCGACAAGUACUAAGCCAACUGGGCUACAAAACGGUGGGUUCGUCCCAGGACUUGAGGAACCUUUCCUACAGCCUCAUUGAGGACAGAUCUUUUACGCCUUUUUUGUAAUGGUCUAUUUCUCAGUAAAUUAAAUACACAGUGAAGGUGUUAUAUACAGGAUGCCAAGAAAGAAGUUUGGGAAUGAAAUAAACUCUCUAUUUUUGAUAAAGCGAUUCCCCUUCUUCACCUUGUUUCUUCUUGAGAAACAAGUUGCACUACAGUGGUUGGGAUCUAAAAGCACAUUGAAAAAAAAAAUAGGGGGUUAUACCUCUCUGAAACUUGAAGCCGUUUCUACAGA